Messenger RNA from Leptinotarsa decemlineata (Colorado potato beetle), 567 nucleotides. RefSeq names its product endocuticle structural glycoprotein SgAbd-8. Lineage: Eukaryota; Metazoa; Arthropoda; Insecta; Coleoptera; Chrysomelidae. Gene Ontology annotation, molecular function: structural constituent of chitin-based larval cuticle. Gene Ontology annotation, cellular component: chitin-based extracellular matrix. The record is from RefSeq and is a predicted model, not a curated record.
UAGAUAACCAAACAUAUAGUGGGAGUAAAAGUAAUUGAAAUAUAAAUAACUCUUGUUAACUCUCAACAGUAGUUAUUACUCGAAUUAUCCACCGACAAAAUGAAACUGAUAAUAGUAGCUUUCAUCAUUUCCUCCAUCUCGUGUGCUCCAACCCCUGAAGUACAACCAACCGUCCAACCAAUUGCAAUUUUAAAAUUUGAAAAUGAAGGUGUGAAUGCAGAUGGAUCUUAUCAAUGGAAUUACGAAACUGCCAACGGUAUUAUCGCACAAGAGAAAGGGCAGGUGAAAGCUGGUGAAAACCCAGAGGAAAUAGAACUAGAAGUUUCUGGAUCUUACGAGUACACUAACGAAGAUGGGUCGAAAGUUCAGAUUUCCUAUAUUGCCAAUAAAGAUGGGUACCAACCACAAGGAGAUGUCUUGCCCACUACACCAGCAAUUCCUCCAGCAAUCGUUAAGGCUUUGGAAUAUAACGCUGCCCAUCCAGAGGAAGAACAGCAGCAGAAAUGAUACACAUACAUUGAAUAUUAAGUUUUUUCCUGAAGUUGUGAAUACAAGUUUUGAUGUAUA